Suillus fuscotomentosus is the source of this 909-nucleotide messenger RNA. RefSeq lists its product as uncharacterized. The transcript is spliced from 12 exons. The record is from RefSeq and is a predicted model, not a curated record. Bases 1 to 909 code for a protein of 302 amino acids. Lineage: Eukaryota; Fungi; Basidiomycota; Agaricomycetes; Boletales; Suillaceae.
AUGACCGUAGUCUCCAAUGAUCCCGCUUGGUGGUCGGCCAUCAAUACAAAUCGUUUGGACAGCUAUUUUGCAGUCGCCGCCUUUGUUGCAGCGAUGCAUGAUUGGUUACUCACAUUUGGACAAGAGGUGGAAUUGAUCUGGAGACAACGAUGGUCCCUAAUGACAGCUCUGUAUCUUGGUGCGCGUUACCUCGGAAUCUUAUACGCUGUGCUGAACAUGCUAAGCUGGAUUAUCUACGUCGUAUUGGAUUGGACUGGUGUCGUGGUAUUUGCGAUGCUGUGGGUUAUCAUCAUCACGCGGUUGCAUGCCAUGUAUCAAGGAUUCAGAAAGAUCCUGAUAUUUCUCAUUGUCACCUUCCUGGCCAUCAACACUUUCAAUGCAGUGUCCACCAUAAUGACAACGACGCAUACUUCAGGGGAGGAACUCAUUCUCUCCGGCACUCAUCAGUGUCAGUUCGAUGAUACGGAUAAUAUGGCACUUCUGGCUUCCAUUACUUGGAUACUCGGUACCGCAUGGGAGGUCAUCGCAUUAUGUCUCGCAGUCUGGAUUGCGGCCAAACACAUUCGUGAACUGCGACAACAUUCGGCAGGAGGAAUUAUCGAGGACUGUUUCAUGGUGUUGAUGAAAACUCACGCGCUUUACUUUGCGAGCUUCGUUGCUGUUUCUUGCUUUCAUCUCAUUCUUGUGUUCUCUCCAACAUUCUCAGCGAGCAUUCCCCUGGACAAUCAGAUUAUUUCCGGGUUUGUUCAGAUUUUUGACAUCGUGCAGCUAUUUGUGUUGGGACCACGCCUGAUCCUUGGUAUUCGAGAAUACCACGCCAAGCUUGUUGCUAAUUCCGAUGCAGCAACUAGUAUGACCUCAAUCGCUUUCCAGGAGCGCGUGGAAAUAUCGACUGGUAGUGGUGUGUGA